AUGCUCACUGAUGAUAUUAGUGACCUGCCCUUUUUUGAAGUUGGUCGUUCAUCGGCUAUUGGAAGCAUCAGCCAGAUGGAGUCUCCUAUCCUAUGUGGUCCACACACUUCUUUUCAUUCAGGCAGGCAGAUACACACCAUCGAUCCCUUUGACCUGUACCCAAAAAUAUCCAUAACCGUGAACUGCUUUAUUUUGUGGGAGACAACGUGUUCCACCAAGCUGGUUCGCAACAUGGAAGAACUCAAACUUGAGCGUGUACGGAAUCGUCUGCUCUAUUGCCCGGUAUGUCUAGAUGAAUUUGAAGAUCCCCGUUGGCUGCCUUGUCUUCAUACAGUUUGUUACCAGUGCCUACAACAGCUAAAAGAUUCUUCUUCUUCUGUCUUCAUCCAGUGCCCAGAAUGCCGCAGCAAUAUAUCCACACGAGAAAAUUGUUUUUUUUAUGUCACCGAUAUUAACAGCCGGCACAUGAACAUCUUCCUUCUUUUGGGGAGCAUCGUCUCCGUCUUCUUCUGUAGCCGGAGCAACGUUGGAGCCCCCAGCAAUACUGCCAUUAUUACUUGCGACAUCUAA
Acanthosepion pharaonis is the source of this 570-nucleotide messenger RNA. The record is from the annotation of a GenBank genome assembly. Lineage: Eukaryota; Metazoa; Mollusca; Cephalopoda; Sepiida; Sepiidae.